Molecule: messenger RNA, 2505 nt
Organism: Quercus robur (English oak)
Lineage: Eukaryota; Viridiplantae; Streptophyta; Magnoliopsida; Fagales; Fagaceae
Product: cation/H(+) antiporter 15-like
Exons: 3
Coding region: 1-2505 (834 amino acids)
Biological process (GO): regulation of pH; proton transmembrane transport
Cellular component (GO): membrane; endomembrane system
Molecular function (GO): antiporter activity
Source: RefSeq, a predicted model, not a curated record
AUGGCGCAGGUAGUGGCACCACCGAACACAACAAACGACUCAUUAGUCUGCUAUGCACCAACCAUGAUAACAACAAAUGGUAUAUGGCAAGGAGAUAAUCCUCUAGAUUAUUCUCUCCCACUCUUCAUACUGCAAUUGACAUUGAUCGUCGUGACCACUCGGGCUCUGGUUUUCCUCCUCAAACCCUUUCGCCAACCUCGUGUUAUCGCAGAAAUUUUGGGUGGAGUGCUAUUGGGGCCAUCAGUGCUUGGAAACAGCGUAACCUUUGCCAACACAAUAUUUCCUCUAAGAAGUGUAAUGGUGAUUGAGACAAUGGCAAAUGUGGGUCUACUUUACUUCCUCUUCCUGGUUGGAGUGGAGAUGGACAUUACAGUAAUCCGGCGUACCGGAAAAAGGGCAUUGACUAUUGCACUUGCUGGUAUGGUUUUGCCAUUCACCAUAGCUGUCAUCUUCUCCUUCAUUCUGCACGGAAAAGAUACAGGCAUGUCACAAGGGACAUACAUCCUCUUCCUUGGUGUUUCCGUCUCUGUCACCUCAUUCCCAGUGCUUGCUCGAAUUCUUGCUGAGCUUAAACUCAUAAAUACAGAGCUUGGCAAGAUGGCCUUAUCAUCAGCUCUAGUUAGUGAUGUGUGUGCUUGGAUUCUAUUAGCUUUAGCCCUUGCCUUGUCUGAGAACCAAAAUGUAACUCCUUUAGCUUCCCUAUGGGUGAUACUGUCAUGCAUAUCAUUUGUUGCCUUCUUCAUUUUUGUUGUCCGUCCAGCGAUCAUAUGGAUGAUCAACAGAACCCCAGAAGGCGAAAGCUUCAGUGACUUCCAUAUAUGUCUCAUUAUUACUGGGGUUAUGAUCGCAGGCUUUAUUACAGACGCCAUUGGAACACAUUCUGUGUUUGGAGCUUUUGUGUUUGGCUUGAUAAUUCCAAAUGGACAACUUGGAGUUACUCUCAUAGAAAAGCUUGAGGACUUUGUUUCGGGCCUUCUGGUCCCUCUCUUCUUUGCCAUUAGCGGGCUGAAGACUAAUAUAGGAGCUAUAGGGGGACUCAGAUACUGGAUCUUUCUAAUGCUUAUCAUUUUUCUUUCCUGUGUCGGCAAAAUCGCAGGAACUCUACUCAUGUCAUUCUUUUACCAGAUGCCGGCACGUGAAGGCAUUACUCUUGGUUUGCUCAUGAACACAAAAGGCCUUAUUGAAAUGAUUGUGCUGAAUGUUGGGAGGGAACAGAAGGUGUUAGAUGACAGGUUAUUUGCACAACUGGUGAUAGCAACUGUAAUUAUGACUGGAGUCGUCAUGCCCUUUGUAACAUCAAUUUACAGGCCAGCAAGGAGUUUCACAUCAUACAAAAGGCGAACUAUCCAAAGUUCAAAAGAAGAUGCAGAAUUAAGGGUACUUACUUGCAUUCACACUCCUAGAAAUGUCCCAACAAUCAUCAACCUCCUUGAAGCCUCUCACCCCACCAAAAAAUCUCCAAUAUGCGUCUAUGUGCUCCACUUAGUGGAACUCACGGGGCGUGCAUCUGCUAUGCUUAUAGUCCACAACACCCGGACAUCAGGCAAACCAGCCCUCAACCGGACCCAAGCUCAGUCUGAUCACAUCAUCAAUGCAUUCGAGAACUAUGAGCAGCAUGCUUCUGGUUGUGUCUCUAUUCAGCCCCUCACUGCAAUUUCCCCUUACUCUACCAUGCACGAAGACAUCUGCAAUUUAGGAGAAGACAAACGAGUCGGCCUCAUAAUCAUUCCUUUCCACAAACAACAAACUGUUGAUGGUGGGAUGGAAGCUACAAACCCGGCCUUUCGAACUGUGAACCAGAAUGUACUAGCAAAUGCACCUUGCUCAGUUGGAAUUCUUGUUGACAGAGGCCUAAAUGGCUCGACUGUACGUUUGGCUGCAAACCAGGUAUCUCACCACAUAGCUGUGCUAUUCUUUGGCGGACCAGAUGAUAGAGAAGCACUAUGCUAUGCAUGGAGAAUGUCCCAACAUCCUGGAAUAAGCCUAACAGUACUGCGGUUCAUUCCUGGUGAGGAUGCAAAUGAGCCUGCAGUUCAGUCCAGAAGCAAUCAUAACGACCCAAGGACGUUAACAAUUGAAACAGACAAUGAAAGAGAAAAGAGACUUGAUGAAGAGCUUAUAAAUGAGUUUAGGAUGAACACCUCGAACAAUGAAUCAAUCGUGUAUACCAAGGAAGUCGUGAAUAAUGGGGAGGAGACCGUGGCGGUGAUAAGGUCGAUGGAAAGCAUUCAUGACCUGUUCAUUGUUGGGCGAGGUCAAGGAACGAUAUCACCACUUACAGCAGGACUAACUGACUGGAGUGAGUGCCCGGAGCUGGGUGCAAUAGGGGAUAUGCUAGCUUCAUCUGAUUUUGCAGCCACUGUUUCUGUUUUGGUGCUGCAACAGUAUGUUGGGAUGGGGCUGCAAGGGGAUGAGCUGCCUGGCUCCAUCACACCUGAAAGCAUGGGACAUGUGAAUGAGCAGCGCGACCGCCGCUCAAUGGGGCAAAAUGCAUUUAGCCCAUGA